Gastrolobium bilobum is the source of this 1854-nucleotide messenger RNA. RefSeq lists its product as uncharacterized. Bases 1 to 1854 code for a protein of 617 amino acids. The record is from RefSeq and is a predicted model, not a curated record. The transcript is spliced from 6 exons. NCBI's taxonomy places the organism in Eukaryota, Viridiplantae, Streptophyta, Magnoliopsida, Fabales, Fabaceae.
AUGGUCCAUAUAAAAGUUGAGACGGUGGGGCAGGGUGUCAGAAAAAGCAUGAAUCAAAAAGUGGGUAUUGAGUUGGAAGAAGCUAAUAUACCUGGUACCAAAUAUCUAGAUACUUUGGAGUUGAUGCGACAUUACGAACAAACAUACCCAGAAGCAGCGCGUUUGGCUGAUGAAGGAUUAUUGAAUGUCUCAGGCCGCUUUCCCAAAAUUUAUAGUUUGUCCUUCUUACAAUUGCAUCGUCCCCCUCGCCAAGAGGAGAUUAAAGAAGUGCUUUUCAGCAUGGAUGGCUUCAAGGCACCUAUUCCAGACAGCCUACAUGCUCUUUUCUUUCAAUCUCAAUGGAACUCCUUGAAUAAUUCAGUUAUCAAGCUAGUUCAAGAUGAAGAUAAUCCUGAUUCUAUAAGGAAGCUUCGUCCCAUCAGCUUGUGCAAUGUGGUGUUAAAGGCCAUCACCAAAAUUAUGGCAAAUAGACUUAAACCCCGUCUAGGAAAUCUGAUUAUGCCAAAUCAAUGUGGUUUCAUCAAAGGGAGACAUAAUAGCAAUAAUAUCAUAAUAGCUCAAGAGGUCAUGCACUCUAUGAAGAUGAAUAAAGGCAAAGUGGGAUGGAUGAUAGUUAAGGUUGAUUUAGAGAAGGCCUAUAAUAGAAUUAAUUGGGUUUUUCUAAGGAAUACUCUUGAUGAGGUUGGCCUCCAUCAGCAGACGAUAGAACUGAUUAUGGAAGAUUUCUCUUAUGUAUCAAUGAGUGUUCUUUGGGAAGGAGCCAAAACGGAGGAGUUUACUCCAACUAGGGGCAUAAGGUUGGCUCAUAUGAUUUUGGAAGUAAUGGACAAGAAGAUCUGGAGACCAAUUAUCCUUCGAAAGGGAGGACCUCUCAUCACUCAUUUGCUUUUCGCAGAUGAUUUGUUGCUUUUUGCAGAAGCACCAUUUGAGCAGGCCAAGAUCAUUAAUGGAAUCUUAAGAUGCUUCUGCGAAUCCUCUAGGAAAAGAAUUAGUAAGGAAAAAACUAGGGUAUUCUUAUUUAUGAAUGUGAAUCAUACUAGAGCAAAUGAGAUAGCCCAACAUAUGCAGUUUCCAAUAGCUGCAGAUUUAGGAAGAUACCUUGGGAUACCUCUUUUAUCUACCAGAGUGAAUUCUUCGACCUUUAAUCAUGUCCUCCAAAGGGUGAACAAAAGGUUAAAUAGCAGGCAGAUGAAUUCUCUUUAUCUUGCAGGUAGGGCCACUCUAAUUCAAUCGGUGUUCGCUGCAACUCCAUUCUACACGAUGCAAACUUGCUUGCUUCCGGGAUCAUCAAGGGAGAAAAGAAGAAUACAUCCAGUGGCGUGGGAGAAGGUGUGCAAAUCCAAAAGGAAUGGAGGCAUUGGGCUGAGGAAAAUAAGGGAGACAAAUCAAGCUUUUAUGAUGAAGAUUGGGCAUGGUUUGCUCACCUACAAAGAUAGACUUUGGGCUAAGGUGCUAAGGAACAAGUACAAGGUGAACGAUGACCUGUUACCUGAGUUAAAAACUGUUAACCGAGCAUCGAAUCUUUGGAAGGGUAUUAGCAAGGUGUGGUCAAAAGUCAUUGAUGGAUUUCAAAUACAACUAGGAGAUGGUCUUCUUACUAAUUUCUGCGGGGAAAACUGGUUUCUCGGGAAUAUAAAAGUGCAACUCAAACAGGAGGUAGUGAUAUUUGACGAGGUUAAGGGUUGGAAAGUGAGUGAUUUUGUUGAUGAGCAAGGAAAUUUGAAAUGGUCUACUCUAGAGCAACUUGUGACUCCAGCUACUCUCGCCCAAAUUGCGAAUAUCAUGCCCCCAACAUUGACCAAGGCUCUGAUUUUGUCAUAUAGGGCCACACUAAUGAUGGAAAUUUUUCAAUAA